UGCCCUCUUAACACAACUACAUUCUUACACAAGAUAUUUGGGAACAGACAAACACAAAAAUGAAGCUUGUAAUAAAGCUGAUUUACUUCAUAUGUUUUCACAUCUUUCUUGAGAAGUGCAUUUGCAAAUCAGAACACAGUGAUCAGGUUUUAUCCAUUACUGUAUUAACCCAGGAUGAUGUGGAUACACUCAGAAACAUAACCAGUCACAAUGAGACAGUAUUAUGGCAACCAGCUUCAUCUAGUCACAUUACACCAAACUCUGAGGUUCAUCUUUAUAUUCAGUCAACAAGUGUGGAGUUUAUAACUCAGCUCUUACAGAGACAUGGAAUCACUUUUACGGUUCUUGUAGAAAACACAGCAGCACUGCUUGAGAUGCAGACCAGAAAUGAAUCCUCAGAUCCACGGAGUGGUGGUGAAAAUCAUGAGAGAUACUUUUCUUUAGAGGAUAUGUAUUACUGGAUUAAUAAGACACGUCAGGAGCAUUCAGACAUGGUGAAAGUUAUUUUCAUUGGAUCAUCAUUUGAGAAAAGACCACUUUAUGUCAUGAAGUUGUCUGGUAGAAGAGGUGAGGUGAAGAAGGCCAUGUGGAUGGACUGUGGUAUACAUGCGCGAGAGUGGAUCUCUCCAGCUUUCUGCUAUUGGUUUGUAAACUAUGCACUAAACUUUUACUCUCAGAACCCUGAAAUAACAGAGAUGUUGAAUAGCAUGGACAUUUACAUCUUGCCCGUCAUGAACCCAGAUGGAUACAAGUACACAUGGACAACAGAUCGAAUGUGGAGGAAAAAUCGCUCGACGCAGAAAGAAAGUGAAUGUGUCGGAGCUGAUUUGAACAGAAAUUUUGACGCAAACUGGUGCACGAAGGGCGCCUCCAGUGAUCCAUGUGAUCCCACAUACUGCGGUCAACAUCCAGAAUCUGAACCCGAGGCUCGAGCUGUGGCCAAGUUUCUACGCUCCCAUAAAGACACAGUCAAACUAUACAUUAGUAUUCAUUCUUACUCUCAGAUGCUUCUCUUCCCAUACUCGUGUUCGUAUGAUGAGGUGCCAAAUCACAAUGAACUGUUUGAACUUGCUAAGGAAGCCUCAGCAAAAAUACGCAGAUACUACAGGAAUAAUUAUAAAUAUGGUCAUGGGGCAAGAACCAUCUACUUGGCUCCUGGAGGAUCUGAUGACUGGGCGUAUAACCUUGGGAUUAAAUAUUCCUUUACUUUUGAGCUUCAGGACCGUGGAAAAUACGGCUUUCUUCUUCCUCCGAGCUUAAUCCCUCAGGCCUGUAAUGAAGCUCUGCUGGCAGCAAAGAUCAUAGCCUUACAUGUGAUGAAGAAAACUUAAUGAGUCAAUGCUUGUUAGGUGCUAUGCAUUACGAAUUCAUAACAUUCAGAAAGUUUAUUGUUUCACAAGAUAGCCUUUCUAUGUUAUGAAUUUUAAUGUAAUAAUACAGUAUAUCUCUGAAAACAUGAACCAAUUAAAGCAAUUAAAGAAAAUGUUGUACAUCAUUUAUAACAACGAAUAAAACAAAUAACACUCUGUAUUUGUUAGUGAGAUUAUUGUUAUUUGAGUGUAUAUUGUAAAAUGUAAUUGAAGACUGACUGGUAGACAUGAUGCUACUGAAAACACCUGCGGGAAAUUCCUUAUGCUUUGACUAAAAACUGGAUUUGCAUGAGCAGACAAAGCACAAAGUGCAUAUGAUGGAGAGACAGGCUCCCACAGUAUAUUGUUGAAUAGUUUGAGAAUAAUUUAAAGAGAUUUAAAAAAAAAAAACUUUUGGUUAAUCAUUAAGAAUUCGUUACAGAUGUACUUCCACAAUUGGUAUGAAGGUUUUUUGUAUAAUAUAUAUCUAUAAAUAAUAUUUUUUAUAAAAUAUAAAAUAAAUCAGUGCCAUUAAACAGAAGAGAUGUGAGAAUUGAGAUAAUUGUGCCAAUAAAGAGGAAAAAGGAUGAGAUUAAAUAAGAGAUGAUUUCCAGAUAUAUCAGCUUUGUUGUCUUGAGCAAUAAAGUCUGACUUAACUACACCCACUGUGAUUGGCUGAUGGGGAAUGAGUCUCUGUCAGCCAUUUAAUCACACAAAUAUUGUAGGUAUCAUAAUGUUGCCAUAUUCAAAUAAAGAUGUUGAAACAUG
Messenger RNA from Paramisgurnus dabryanus, 2117 nucleotides. It is a transcript of the gene cpb2, whose product is annotated as carboxypeptidase B2 (plasma). Gene Ontology annotation, molecular function: metallocarboxypeptidase activity; zinc ion binding. Gene Ontology annotation, biological process: fibrinolysis; proteolysis. The record is from RefSeq and is a predicted model, not a curated record. Lineage: Eukaryota; Metazoa; Chordata; Actinopteri; Cypriniformes; Cobitidae.